AUGGUUAAUACUUUUGAAAGUUCUUCGGCCAGUAGCUCUCGGUCAUCGUCGUCGGAGGGGGCCUCGUUCGGUAGUUCGAGCUUUUCUAGUGUGGUUCGGUCUUCAGAUCAUGCUGAAAGGCCGAAUGAGACUACUUCGGAGGAAACUUCUACUAGCGGGGUUGCCGAGGUACAGGGGAAGUUGAAACGCGUGUCGAAUCGGCAACGGUAUGGUCCGUCCGAGGUGCCUGGCUACGAGUGGGUGAACAGGGAGGUGACCUCCUACUAUUCACGGUACCAAGACACAAGCAUGAUCACCAACCUUCUAGAUUAUACAAAUUGCUUAACUUUUAAUGCUAAGGAGAAUCCGUACCCGAUCGGUAUUCGGUCGUGCCGAAACAAUGCCUUUCCGAACCCUGAUACCGUUUGUCUUGAUCAAAGUGGGGCGAAAAUGGAAUCGUUCUACAUAUAUGAUUGUCUCCUUCGGGAUCUCAAAGUAAAACUACCUUUUGAUGAGUUUACUAUGGGAGUGUUGAGGGUUCUCAAUGUUGCCCCAACCCAAUUACAUCCGAACAGCUGGGCUCAACUGCAGGGUUUCAAGCACUUGUGCCGAUGUAUUCACAUUAGGCCUUCCCCACUGCUCUUUCUUUAUUUCUACUCGUCCAGACCCUCCAUAUUGGCCAAGUGGUUGUCAUUGAGCCGAGUAGGGGAAAGACAAUUGUUGGAUAGCUUUACAUCUUCCUAUAAGAAUUUCAAAGCGGGAUUUUUUCGAGUGACCAUUCGUCCGAAUGGGAGACGUUUCUUUUUUGGUGAGGAUAACAGAAGCUUGUUUCCUCUAUACUGGACACGUGCCCCUCGGCCAUACGAUGUAGUACCGAAGAGUCUUCUUUCGGCUGAAGAACGGAAAGAUUUAAAACUGUUACUCCGCCUUCCUCGGCGCUUGCCGACCCGAUCUCUAAUUAACUUGGUUGAGUCUCCCCUAUGGGAGAACGACCUGAUAGGAAUUAUGGUGUCCAGUGGAGCUGACGAACUUAACAUCCACAACUUGUUGGCCGUUAGAGUGAAGCAGGUUAAGCAAGUCGGGGGUGUUGGUACUUCGAAUGUUGCGCGCACUCCCCAACGUGAGCAAGAUAACCGAGAGCUUCCUUCGCCCGAACGAAAAAAGAAGAAGGGGAGGAAGGGGAAAGAGGUUGAUCGGUGCCCGAGGCAUCACCCAAUCGGACCGUGAUUGUGGUGCCGCCCCAACUAAUG
Messenger RNA from Cajanus cajan (pigeon pea), 1229 nucleotides. Lineage: Eukaryota; Viridiplantae; Streptophyta; Magnoliopsida; Fabales; Fabaceae. The record is from RefSeq and is a predicted model, not a curated record.